Molecule: messenger RNA, 3558 nt
Organism: Acinonyx jubatus (cheetah)
Lineage: Eukaryota; Metazoa; Chordata; Mammalia; Carnivora; Felidae
Gene: KNSTRN
Product: kinetochore localized astrin (SPAG5) binding protein
Exons: 9
Coding region: 16-1122 (368 amino acids)
Biological process (GO): mitotic sister chromatid segregation; spindle organization; regulation of attachment of spindle microtubules to kinetochore
Cellular component (GO): mitotic spindle; microtubule plus-end; centriolar satellite
Source: RefSeq, a predicted model, not a curated record
GAGAAGGAUUGUGACAUGGACUCUAAACGUGACCGCAUUUGCGUCUCAAGCCAGGAAUAUGACGCCCACAGCUCAUUGCUCCUUCCAGGCUCGCAGAGUGCACCACUUCCCUCCCCUGCCCAGACCUGGGGGCUCCAACACCCAAAGCCUAGGAGCCCAGGCUCCGGCCAUUCUUCUGACCUGCCGUACAGCAUGGCAGCCCCCAAAGGCGUGGCCCAGGGCACAGAUAGACGUACAACAUGGCCGCCUACAGGGAGCACACCGCACGCCCUCCCGCCCGGCCACCGGAAGUUUCCAUUUGAAAGCCAGGCGGCAGACCGGGUUGCUGGUGCGGCAGUUACUGCGGAGCAGCUUUUGAACCAGAGCGACGAGGGCUGCGAGGCCCAGCCUUGCCGCCUCGUUACGAUGACCAGCGUGGUUAAGACAGUGUACACCCUGCAGCCCCCCGCUGUGCAGAGCGGCGGCCUGCCGGCAGACACACAAACUCGAGCCCCUUCUAAGAGCCUCUUACCAGUGAAGUCCAAAGAAGUGGAUGUUUCCAGGCUUCAUUCAGGAGGUGCAGAGAACGAUGUUACAAAAAUCAUCAAACCAAAACGAGAGAACGGGCAGGUGAAAGCUGCAGACACUGCCUUUAGGAGGAACAUCAGAAAAAGCUACAAGCCACUGAGCAAGCAGAAAUCAGAGGAAGAGCUCAAGGAUAAGAACCAGCUCUUAGAGGCCGUCAACAAGCAGCUGCACCAGAAGUUGACUGAAACUCAGGGAGAACUGAAGGACCUGACCCAAAAGGUGGAGCUGCUGGAGAAGUUUCAGGAUAACUGUUUGGCAAUUUUGGAGAGCAAGGGCCUCAACCCAGUUUUAGGCAGUGAGACCCUGGCGUCACGGCAAGAAGCCACCACAGAUCACACGGACUCUAUGUUGCUACUGGAAACUUUGCAAGAUGAGCUGAAGCUUUUUAAUGAAACAGCCAAAAAACAGAUGGAGGAGUUACAGGCCUUAAAAGUAAAGUUGAAGAUGAAAGAAGAAGAGCGGGCCCGGUUCCUAGAGCAGCAGACAUUAUGUAACAGUCAAGUGCAUGAUUUUACAGCAGCCCUUGAGGAAAUGGAGCAGCUAUUGGAAAUGUGAUAAAAAGCAAGUGACCAGCCGGCUCCCUCUUGGGGUUAAACUCUCAGAGGAAGCCACUUAGGACAUCUGCUUCUUGGCCAUGACCUUCUAGGACUCACCAUCCCCAGAAUGAAAACAGUUUCUGCAGUAGGAUUAAGGACAGUUGAUGCCGGAAUGGCGGUUCCUCCUUAAACAAGUGUUCCCAGCCUUUCAGAUUGGUCGGCUCUCCUGAACCUCACAUGCACAUAACUGAGGCCUACGAAGAGGGGGUGCCUGGAAGCUUGGAUCAACCUUCUACGCAACAAAGCGGCAAGCCAUUAGAAUCAGACCAAAUCAGUCAUAGUCAGAGGAUCCCAAAGGUAACAUUCAGAUGUGUAGGAAGAAAGCCUUAAUUGUACAGCGGAGCACAGAUGCUCCACAGGAGACAUCACUGAGAAGCCAUGCUAGACUUUCUAACUUGGAACACAUUCUGUCUCAUCCCGGUUGGGCUCUAUACCUCAUUGUAAAUCAAUGAACUUGAAGUUACUUAAGAUGGCUUAAUAAAUGGGGGUGAAGGUAUAGAUAGCAAUAACACCUACCUGAAACCGUACACCUUGGAGCUUUUAAUCUAAAUCACUUCCGUUUUUUGGGUUUGGUUUUGGUGAUUUUUACGAAGUGCUACUUUUAAAAUAAAUAAUUCUAUAACUGUCCGGACUACACACUGAGAAAUGGAAAUAGCCUUUUAACUUAAGUGUGUCCACUGAACUCUCUUGAGCUAAUCUAGUUAACACAGUCAAGACACUGAUUUAACCCAGAAUAUUUUUCUUCUACUUAAGUGCCCUGUGGCUAGCCCUGCCGUCUUCCAGGAGCAGUAGCCUUCUGCGGGUGUGCCCUUUUAGAGCAGUGGGUGCCAGACUCCAUCCACCAGGCAUGUGUCACUAGCUGCCUGUGUCUUCCCUAUAUUCUUAAGCACGGUCACGGACUGCUGUUUGCACAGCCAGUCCUGGACCUGGCCCCGUGGAUCCUUAGUCAGCUGAAGUCCGUGGCAGGCUUCCCUGCUGGUUUACUAAAGGCACAGCUAUUUUCAUUUCUUAGUUGAUCGAGGCAGACUUUGGCUUUGGCUGUCUUCCUUUUUUUUUUUUUUUAACGUGUAUUUACUUUUUUUUAAUGUUAAUUUCAUUUUUGAGAUAGAGCGUGAGUAGGGGAGGGACAGACAGAGAGAGGGAGAGCAAGAAUUGAAGCAGGCUCCAGGCUCUGAGCUGUUAGCACAGAGUCCUAUGUGGGGCUUGAACCCAUGAACCAUGAGAUCAUGACCUGAAUGAAGCCGAACACUAACCAACUGAGCCGCCCACGCCUCCCGGCUAUCUUCCAUUUUUUUCCUGCAUCUCCCAAUUUCUUCACCAAACUCCCAUCUACUCUUGAGCAUUGAGUCUGCCACCCAAUCAGAGCAAGUAACACCUCCACCCUAACUUUCAGGGAUGGCUAAAUUUCUUUGCCUUCAUACAAAAACAUUCACACAGUUGGUUAUGUCCCAAAAAUUAUGAAGGGGAAAUCCAGUUACAUAAUUCUCACCAGUGAUAAGGACUGAAUAUUCUACCCAUUUUCAAAAUGUUGACAGUUUAAAAGAUUGUUUAUCCAAAUAAUUUGAAAUUGGCAUUUCUGGCCAAAAAAAAAAAAAGUUCUACUUCUUGGAAGGAGAGGAGGGGAAACUCAGCUGUGGGAUCCUUACCUCCUUGUCGGGCCUCCCUAGUUAACACCUAGGAAUGUAACUCAGUGGCUGUUACUCAUCUUUCCCAGCACAGAAACCCCAUUUACUCGUAGCUUGGGCUCCCAAGGGGCCUUCACCUCACUGUUCUUUGCACUCCCAAAUGGCGUUUCUGCACUCUUGCCUUUGCCCGUUCCCUCCAACUUCUGCUCCAUCUGCCUUUUGUACAUGUGGAGGUGUUCUGGGUGUUUAAUCCGAUCUGGAGCCUGGAUGAAUUCAUAUAUGUUAUAUUAACUCAGCAAAUAGUGAUCUGUACCCUCCACUUUGCUGGAUGCUAUAGGAAACUUUAACACAGCAUGGCAUUCUUAACCUCAAAGAUGUUUGUAAUCUAUUUGGUAAGACAACGUGCUGGUGACAUGUAAGUUAAAUAACAAGCAGCAAUACUUUACUAACAGGGUUGUGUGAUAGAGUUGUGUACUCUAAUAGUUAACCCUGGGCUAAUUUGGUGGAAGAAGGCUUGAUGGAGGAGGUAGAACAAAGAUUGAAGGAAGAGUAACAUUUGGAGAGGCUAGCUAGAAAGUUAAGGACCUUCCAGGUUGGUGAACACGUGGAGGUCUGGGGAGAGUAGCAAGCUUAGGCCAUGGGAGCCUCACUUCCUUUCCCCACUCUUUGCCCUAUGCCCUAUGCAUCUCUUCUGCCUGGCUGUUCCUGAGUUCCAGCCUUGUGUGGUAACCCAAUCAUCUAGUAAAUAAAAUGUUUCUCUGAGUCUGUGA